This is a messenger RNA of Aegilops tauschii subsp. strangulata, 1762 nucleotides long. RefSeq names its product rhomboid-like protein 15. Gene Ontology annotation, cellular component: membrane. Gene Ontology annotation, molecular function: serine-type endopeptidase activity; protein binding. The record is from RefSeq and is a predicted model, not a curated record. NCBI's taxonomy places the organism in Eukaryota, Viridiplantae, Streptophyta, Magnoliopsida, Poales, Poaceae.
GCCCCUUCGAGCCCAAGUAAUGCUCGUCUUUUACAGCAACGGCACAUUUCCUCUUCUUCCCGAGGUCGCGGCCGGCGCCCCCAAAACCCUCGAGAUCUCGGCAGUCUGCACACCUCUCCACAGACACCCCAACCUCCAGCUCUCGAUCCCAGCCCGGCGGAGCCACCGGCACCGGAGGCGCGCCCGAGAUGAGCCCCAACAUCAUCACGGAGGCUGGGGUUUCAACUAGGCUGAACCAGUGGUGGAGCAGCACCCCGUUCAUUACCUCCGGCGUUACCAUAAUAUGUGCGGCCAUAUAUCUGGUGUGCUUGUUGGUUGGAUAUGACUCCUACGCCGAGAUAUGCUUCUUGCCUUCUGCAGUGGCCUCACAUUUUCAAGUGUACAGGUUCUACACAUCUGUUCUGUUUCAUGGCUCUUUGCUUCAUGUGCUAUUCAACAUGCUGACCUUUGUACCCUUGGGGACCGAGUUGGAGAGAAUUAUGGGAUCAGUCCGUCUCUUGUUCCUGAUGUUCCUUCUUGCAACAACUAAUGCAAUUUUCCAUCUCAUCGUCGCCUUCUUGGUGGAUUAUAAUCCUUUAUACCAUGUCUCAUAUCUUGUGGAUGAAUGUUCGAUUGGCUUUUCUGGAGUUAUAUUCUCAAUGAUAGUCAUUGAGACAAGCCUGAGUGGAGUGCAAUAUCGAAGUGUCUUCGGUCUCUUCAAUGUCCCUGCAAAAUGGUAUUCAUUCUAUGCACCUGUUGAAUUUCUUCCAUACAGUUUACUAUGUUUAAUUAUACAGCAAUAUUUAUAUUUGUGCAUUGUCAGGUAUGCAUGGAUUUUGCUGAUCCUGUUUCAGUUUCUCGCUAGUAAUGUUUCAUUACUGGGGCACCUCUCUGGCAUCUUGUCUGGAUUUGCAUACACUUAUGGGCUGUUCAACUACUUGCUUCCUGGACCAUCGUUUUACUCUUCUAUUGAAGGCUUGUCCAUGCUGUCUGUUUGUGUUAGGCGUCCUGGCUUUAUUCUCUGUACUGGAGGAACAACAUAUGGCCAGCUUCCUACACAUUCUAACAUGUCCACUCCACCCAGCGCUCUGAUAAAUGCAAAUUUCUUGAGAAAUAUUUCGUCAUGGAUGCCAAGUAGGCGGACAUCCACUGUUCAGACGUCUACUAAUCAGGAACAAGAAGACCCGAGAUUUCCAGGGAGAGGGCGGACGCUUGCUUCUACAGGAACUGAACCAACUGCAAGGGAGGCCAAUGCAAAUUUGCAUGCUAGGUUGUUGGAUAACUCAACCCCAAGCGAACUUCUAACAAAUUCACAGCAUACGGCAGCAAACACUGUCCGAGCUGAUGCAACAGUAACAGCUGACCAGACUGAUACAUUUGAUGAAGAGCUUAAGAAGCUGGUUGGGAUGGGCUUUGAAAGGACUCAGGCUGAAGUUGCUCUUGCCGCUGCGGACGGAGAUCCAAAUGUUGCCAUUGAGAUUCUCAUGAGCCAGCAGGAUUAGGGAUUAGCCACACAAUUCUAUAUCAAAGUGAGUGCAGUUAUCGAGCAGCAUAUCUCUUGCUUAUCUGGAGGUUAGGUUCAGACUGUGGAUGGAUAGUGGACUUUGUAGAGGAGAUGUUGGUGACAGAGUGGUUUUCAGAAAAUGUGCCAUUGAUUAUGCAGUUUGUAUAGGCGCAGAAGCUACUGCGUAGUGCCUGCUUGCAUUUGUCCAAGCUUAUGUAGUACUUGAACAUGGAAGUGUCAAGGGCUCCAGUUCCAGGCAUCAGUUGACUGAUUUCAUCA